AUGGCGACUGUGAGUUCAAAUCAAUACCUCAUUGCUGGAUUAGAAGCACAUCGAGCUAGUACACUCAGUCCUACAAUGGCUCGAUGUUAUAGUAGAUUAAUCAAUUCUGUAAAGUCUUAUCCUUUACCUAUAACAAUUGAUGAGAUUGAAUCUGUUAGUGGUAUUGGAAGAGCAACAGGAAAAAUAUUAAGAACACUUAUUGAAAAUGGUCCAUUAUCUUCUUUAUCAUCAAAUCAACAAAAUCAACAACUAAUAACAAAUAAUAAUAAUAAUAGUAGAGGAGAAUUAGAGAAACAAAAAUUGAAAGAAAGAUUGGAAAAGAUAAAUAUAAAAGAUUUGUUUGUAAAGAGUGAUGACUUUUUAGCUAUGAAACGUCCCAAUAGCUUUGCAGAAUGGAUUUAUAGUAUCAAGGGAAUAACAGACCCAACAGAUAUUAUAGAUAAAUUCAAUCUUAGUGGUAUCAAUCAAAUUCAACAUAUCCCUUUGAUUGAUGGUAGUGCAACUUCUGCUGCCAACUUGAUAUUUGGACAAAAGAUGCUCGUUGAUCAUGCUGUCACCAUUUACAAAAGAUAUGAUAUGUUGGCAAUCGAGUAUGCUGAAAGAGGUGAAGAUCUAGAGACUGCACUACAAUGGAUCAAAGGUGAGAUCAGUAGCAACGACGGCGAUGAUGACAUUGACAACAAAAAUCUUUUCUUUUCCGAUAAAGAUGGUGAAGAUAUCUUAAUUUCAACUGAAGGUCCUCCACCAUUAAUUCAAAUGCAAUAUAUUGAAACUAUUUGUUCAAAAAAUGUAUUAAAAGGUGCAUAUGAAAUUGCACAUAUGAGAAAGUUGGCAGAUAUUCAUCUGGGUAGUGAUAAUAUCAUUAAAUUAAUGGUUUCACCGUCGGGUGAUGACAAUGUUCAGGGAAGAGGUGACAAGGCAUAUGAAGUCAUUAUCACAUUGGACCCUGACCGAAAAAUGGCUUCUAGGUGUUCGUGUACUUGUGAAUAUGGGAAAAUACACAAUCAUCGGAAAAAUAUAAACUCUAGUCUUUGUAAACAUAUCAUUGCUCCCUUACUUAUUUUAUCUCAAUAUAAUCAACAAAAUAAUAGUCAAAAUAAUAGUAAUCAAAAUAGUCAAAAUAAUCAGAAUAAUCAAAAUAAUAAUAAUUCAACACCAAGAAGAAAUCCAACAAGACCAAGGAAUAAUAAUAGUAUUUAUUUACAAGAUGGUAUGGAUUUGGAAUUGGGAGAUGAAGAUGAAUAUAUACCACCAGAAGACAAGGAUGAUCGUGAUUACUCUCCAACAAGAGAUAAACAAUCAAGAAAAAGAUCUUCACUUGCUACUAGUACAAAUAAUGGUUCACAACAAGAAAAUGAUCAAAAAAGAACUCGUAGAAGGAGUACUGAACAACAAACAACCGAUAAAUCAACGAAUAAUAAUAAUAGUAAAAAAAAUAGAUAUAGACCAAAAUAUAGAAGUGGAGCAUGGGGAUUAUUAAUGGCAUUGUAUGCUAAAUUAGUUGAUGAAGAAAAUUCAAAAGAUGGUUUAUCGAAAAAUGAAUUGGUCAUGAAUGCUCAAGAAUAUUCUGAUGCACAGUUUAGUACUGAUGGUGGUUGGAGAUCAAUGAAAACGUUAGAGGAUCAUCAAUUGGUAUCGGAAUAUGGUAAACCAAAAAUAUUCAAACUUACAAAGAUGGGAUGGGAUAUUGCUAGAAAGUUAUAUUCUUCGAAACCAACUGGAACAAAAAAUAUAACAAUGGCUGUAAAUAGUGAUGAUGAUGGUGAUAAUGAUGAUAAUGACAACGACGAUAAUGACAAUGACGACUAUGAUAUACAUAGUCAACAAGACAAUGAGGAUAGUCCAACAAAAACAACAAUUACAACAACAAAUGAAGACUUUAAUCAAGAACCAUCACCACCACCACUUUCAAUGGAGGAACAAGUAUUGUAUGAUUGGAGUGAUGAUAGUGAUAGUGAAACUAUUCAUUGGCUUGUAGAUAGACCAUUCCCAAUUACUCAUAGUGACGUUUUAAAGAUUAAAAAAGAGAAUAUCUAUAUUAGAGAGGUUGUUUUGUUGGUUGAUAAUCGUGAGAUUAAAAAUCAUCGAAAGAAUGGAGACUCGUUGUUGCAGUUGCUCAAUACUGUGGGCGUCAAAUACGAGCAACGGGCACUACCCCUCGGCGAUUUUCUCUGGAUCACACGUCUCCACUAUAAUCUCGAUGAAGAACAGACAGUCUAUGAAAUGGUGAUGGACACAAUCAUCGAACGCAAAAAGAUACCAGACUUGUUGGAAAGUAUAAAGGAUGGAAGAUACAAAGAUCAAAAAUACCGUCUCACUAGGUGUGGUAUAGACAAGACUCAUUAUCUAAUCGAAGGUCAACUUAAUUAUCGAACUAACGGUGGUGGUGGUGGUGGUAGUGGUAGUCAAGACACAACAGUCACUCCAAAAGAUCCAGAUGAUGAAAAAGUCUAUCAAAGUAUUUCAGAAACAUUCCUCGAGGAUGAAAUCAUUCCAGUAAGAACCAAAUCAGAAGAAGAUACAGUUCAUAUGCUUCGAACCAUCACAACAAGAAUGACGGAUAAUCCUCAUAUCUACUUUAGUGAUAUGUGUUAUGACGAGUUUGCAGAUCGUGCCACACACGAGCCAAUGACCAUCACAUCAAUGUUUGCUUGCAUGUUACUCACUAUUCGUGGCAUGACUGAAAAGAAAGCGACACAGAUCAUCACAGAAUAUCCUACAUUACACAGACUCAUCACAAAGUAUCGACGCAUGACUACAGUUGGAGAGGCAGAACGACUCCUAGCUGAUUACGUUGGAGUAGAUCUAAAUACACCAGCAGCUAACAUAGAGAUUUUCUAUAUCUUAACUUGCCUAGGUCAUUCAUCAUUAUCAUUAUUAUUAUUGUUAUAUUGUAUUAUAAUAUUAGAUUCAAGCAGAUCAAAUGGAAGAAAAGAAAAAGAAGCAAGUGGUUAUAAACAACAACAAUAA
Molecule: messenger RNA, 2970 nt
Organism: Cavenderia fasciculata
Lineage: Eukaryota; Evosea; Eumycetozoa; Acytosteliales; Cavenderiaceae
Exons: 6
Coding region: 1-2970 (989 amino acids)
Biological process (GO): DNA catabolic process; double-strand break repair
Molecular function (GO): crossover junction DNA endonuclease activity; zinc ion binding; DNA binding
Source: RefSeq, a predicted model, not a curated record